Messenger RNA from Trichechus manatus latirostris (Florida manatee), 724 nucleotides. It is a transcript of the gene RASL10B, whose product is annotated as RAS like family 10 member B. The record is from RefSeq and is a predicted model, not a curated record. The transcript is spliced from 3 exons. Lineage: Eukaryota; Metazoa; Chordata; Mammalia; Sirenia; Trichechidae. Bases 113 to 724 code for a protein of 203 amino acids. Gene Ontology annotation, molecular function: GTP binding; GTPase activity.
GGAGCAGCAAUGGUUGGUCCUGACGGUGGCUGAGCCCCCAGCCCCUGGAAUAUGCAGCCCGGGGGGGCCCCAGGCAGCGGCGAGGACGCGGCGGCGGAGUGGGGCGGGAGGCAUGGUCUCCACCUACCGGGUGGCCGUGCUGGGGGCGCGAGGCGUGGGCAAGAGUGCCAUCGUGCGCCAGUUCCUGUACAACGAGUUCAGCGAGGUCUGCGUGCCCACCACCGCCCGCCGCCUCUACCUGCCUGCUGUCGUCAUGAACGGCCACGUGCACGACCUCCAGAUCCUCGACUUCCCACCCAUCAGCGCCUUCCCUGUCAACACGCUGCAGGAGUGGGCAGACGCCUGCUGCAGGGGACUCCGGAGCGUCCACGCCUACAUCCUGGUCUACGACAUCUGCUGCUUUGACAGCUUUGAGUACGUCAAGACCAUCCGCCAGCAGAUCCUGGAGACGAGGGUGAUCGGCACCUCAGAGACGCCCAUCAUCAUCGUGGGCAACAAGCGGGACCUGCAGCGCGGACGCGUGAUCCCGCGCUGGAACGUGUCGCACCUGGUGCGCAAGACCUGGAAGUGCGGCUACGUGGAGUGCUCGGCCAAGUACAACUGGCAUAUCCUGCUGCUCUUCAGUGAGCUGCUCAAGAGCGUCGGCUGCGCCCGCUGCAAACACGUGCACGCCGCCUUGCGCUUCCAGGGCGCGCUGCGCCGCAACCGCUGCGCCAUCAUGUGA